Molecule: messenger RNA, 1166 nt
Organism: Etheostoma spectabile (orangethroat darter)
Lineage: Eukaryota; Metazoa; Chordata; Actinopteri; Perciformes; Percidae
Product: bryoporin
Exons: 3
Coding region: 208-771 (187 amino acids)
Biological process (GO): monoatomic cation transport; pore complex assembly; cytolysis in another organism
Cellular component (GO): pore complex
Molecular function (GO): channel activity
Source: RefSeq, a predicted model, not a curated record
UUUGCUGAAUAACACUCUUCUUUCACUUUCAUUUUGACUGUCAUAAGACUAAGGAGGGGCUUUUCUUUGGAAGAAGGGACCUACACAAUAAGCUUCAGCCCACAGUUAUUCUCUUAGCCUUUAUAGGGAAAAGACCUAAAAUCCUGACAGACUGAGCUUGCAGAAGCAUUCAUUCGAGGUCGUCUUGUUGCACACCACACAGCCAUCAUGUCUGAUUCAGAAAAGACUGCAGCCCAUGAGGAGACAGCAUCUGCUGAUACUGAUGCAGUGAUUUCAGUUGGCCAUGACACCAUUGGAUGGAGUACCUGGCGUCAGUGUUACAUCACCAUUAUAAAUAUCGGGUCUGAGAACACCCUCCUUAACCCCUGUCAAUACACAGAUAGUGGGAGCUGCACUCAAACUCCAUCACCACGGAUUGGCCCACAUUCAUCUGGCAGUGCACUGUUCACCAAGACUCCCUACACUGCUAAAGGAUCUGUCGGCAUCCUGACUUAUGAACUCCAGGACUCCACUGUCCAAAUAGCUGUCAUGUUCUCGGUGCCCUACGACUAUAACCUGUACUCUAACGUGUAUGCCGUGGGGAUCUUUGACAAGAGCCAAGAAUGUAAUUAUGAUCUUUAUUAUGAGAUGUUAUACAAUCCAUCAACCACCUUUGUCCGAGGUGAAGCCAAGGGCCCCAGUCUCACUUAUAAGGGGGAUCGAGUCACCAUCGUGGCAACAAUGACAGACCUUAGUGAAGCUGUUAUAAACGUGGAAGUGAAAGACAACUAAAAUAAGAGAGUGGGGAAGGAAGUAGUUUCUCCUGCAGCCUAUUCUGCUUGUUUUUGUUGCUGAAAUUAUGACUCAUUAUGUGUCGAUGGCUAAUACAUAGUUAAUCUUAACUUAAAGUAUGGUAACUUUGCUUUAUUUAUUUCCCAAGCAUUAAGAAUUAGAAAUACAUGCUUAGAAUGUCUAUAUUGCUAUACAACAUAACACAUGCCGCUGCUUUUGUGUUAUAGAAACUGUAAUAUGUAAUAACUGUAGUAGCAGAUGAUGCAUUUCUACUGUGAUUUCACGUGUAACAUUUAUUGACUUGUAGGCUUUAUAAGAUUAUGUGAACUUUCUUAUGCAUGGCUUUCAACAUCCCUUCGGUUCAAAUCUCAAGCAUUUAAUAAAUCUGCAAAAUC